Messenger RNA from Olea europaea var. sylvestris, 596 nucleotides. Its product is annotated as CBS domain-containing protein CBSX3, mitochondrial-like. The annotation marks the transcript as partial. The transcript is spliced from 5 exons. NCBI's taxonomy places the organism in Eukaryota, Viridiplantae, Streptophyta, Magnoliopsida, Lamiales, Oleaceae. The record is from RefSeq and is a predicted model, not a curated record.
GACUCUAGCAGUAUAACAGUGGCAGACUCGUGCACAAUUCCGGAUAAGGGAUUGAAGAAUACAACAGUCGCAGAAGUACUAAUGACAAAGGGGGAAGAAAAGGUGGGAUCUUGGCUCUGGUGUCGCUCAAAUGACGCAGUCUACGAUGCUGUGAAGCAAAUGGCACAAAACAAUAUAGGAUCUUUGGUGGUACUAAAGCCAGGACAGCAACAGCUAAUUGCAGGAAUUUUUACAGAAAGAGACUAUUUGCGGAAGGUAAUUGUGCAGGAUAGAUCAUCUAAAUAUACGAAAGUUGGGGAAAUCAUGACUGAUGAGAACAAGCUGAUAACAGUAACAUCAGACACAAACAUUCUGCAAGCAAUGCAGCUGAUGACUGAGAACAAUAUACGACAUGCCCCGGUGAUAGAUGGAAAAAUAGUAGGCAUGAUCUCGAUUGUGGAUGUUGUUCGAGCAGUAGUGGAGCAGCAGCAUGGAGAAGUGAAGCGACUGAAUGAAUUUAUUCAGGGAGAUUACUAUUAAAAUCUGAACAAAUGAUAAAAGCAUUUGCCUCAAAUGUUUGAUUCAGUUUUUAACGUGAAUACAUUGUUUUAUAAUUG